CAGCUGCUUUCUCUUACCCUUCUCUAAGGUUGUGUUUCUAUCAUGAACAGUGAUCCAGAUAGUCUACUUCGAGAUCCCUCCUCAUUUUCCAUUCUGUAACCCCCUUUGCUAAUUUACUUUCCUUACCUCUUUUUUUGUCCUAAGAUUUUAUUAAAUUGCCAUUCCAGAGUACCCCACAUCCCUAUUUGCCAUAACUCCCAUACUUCACAGUUCUUCCUCAUGGACACCAGAAGCAGUGAAGCUGAGGAACCCUUAACUCCUCUGCUUGCCCAAUCCCCUCCUCCGGAUGAAGCUGACGAUGAUGAAGAUGCCUUUGCUGUCUUGGCAAGGGCAACACCGUCGCCUGAUUUGAUCCCCUGGGAGCAACGCAGCCAGAAGAUGAAGAUUCUGUAUUACGUUGAUAGGAUUUUCCUGUUUUUAUUGGGUAUUUUCCUAAUUGUACUGUUCGGAGAGGUUUCAUAUAUACUUCAUCAAACUGUGCCCUGGAUAGCACUUUACAGGAGGCUGAAAGAUUAUCUGCUAAUGCAAGAAGAGUCAGAAGAGGAGUUGGAUCUUUAGAGGUGAGAUGAAAGCAAACCCCCGCCUAAAGGGACACUGUAGGCACCCAGACCACUUCAGCUCAUUGAGGUGGUCUGGGUGCAAUGUCCCAUGUCCCUUAACCCUACAGUCGUCAUUAUUGCAGUUUCUGAGAAACUGCAAUAAUUACCUCUGUGGGUUAAUGCCUCCUCUAGUGGCUUUCUAUCAGACAGCUACUAGAGGGACUUUGGUCUGUUAUCUGACGCUGGACAUCGUCACGCUCUGCAUGAGGACCUCCAGCGUCAGAUUUUUUUCCCCAUAGGAAAGACUAGAAUAUGGGCAUUGGGAGGGGUGCAUGCAGGAGCCAAUAGUGCCAGGAAAACGGGUUUGCUUUCCUGGCACUAUAGAAUCCCUUUAAUAUAAAGUUCUGUAGAAACUGGGCCCAAAAUGUUUACUUCAGUACUCAACGCAGACUAUGAUUGGCAAAGGAUCUUGGGAAUGCUAGCAACAACUUACUGAGAAGGGUAGGUUGCAUUCAUCCUAAGAUUUGCUAUGGUUAUUUUUUGUAGUAGUUAAGAAAUGACUGUGCAUUUGUCGUCUGCCUGGAAUUCAAUAUAUCUCAGAGCUUGCUAAAUGUCCUAGGCUUUAGUCAUUAUAUAGGGGAUUUUGGAGAAUUUUUGGAAGCAUUGCCAUCAGCUUACGGGCAGGGCCCUCUAUACCUUUUGUAUUGGUCUGUGUAUAUUGUACGUUUUCCCCCAUUUGUCCUCACUAAGCCACCUGUAGCAAAACUAUUAAAUUAUUCCCAACCAAUAAUAGCAAUAAAUAAAUGGUACUUCUCAGUGGAUGUAAUAUUGCUACAAUUAAGGUGAAGUAGAGAUUUGCUUAAUAAUAGGGUGGAAUGAAAUUUAAAAAAGCAGGUUCUACUCUGGGGCAAUGGGCAGUGAUAUAGGAAGAUAGUCUAUAAUGGUGAAUAUACCUGUUAUCCCGCCCUAGCUAAAACUCCCCCCUUCCCCACACUGCUUUAAAGCAGUCCCCAUAUCUAACAGCACCACUACUCUUCAAGUAUCUCAACAUAGUGUGAAUGAAUGCAGGGACAUACACUGAGUAGGCUUAUGGGCUGUAAAAUACAGAGGAUGUGGGAGGUUAUGGGGUGACACACAGUGUAUGGGGGGUAAUGGGAUGAGAGACAAGGAAUGUGGGGGCUAUUGGGUCACACAGUGUAUGGGGAGUAAUGGGGUGAUAGACAUGAAUAUGGUGGGUUAUGUUGUGACACACAGUGUAUGGGGGGUAAUGAGUAAACAUAGACAAGGGAUGUGGCAGGUUGUUUUGUGACACACAGUGUAUGGGGGGUAAUGGGGUGACAGACAAGGAAUGUGGGGGCUAUUGGGUGACACACAGUGUAUGGGGGUUAAUGGGGUGACAGACAAGGAAUGUGGGGGCUAUUGGGUGACACACAGUGUAUGGGGGUUAAUGGGGUGACAGACAAGGAAUAUGGGGGCUAUUGGGUGACACACAGAGUAUGGGGGUUAAUGGGGUGACAGACAAGGAAUAUGGUGGGUUAUGUUGUGACACACAGUGGAUGGUGGGGUAAUGGGUUAACACAGACAAGGGAUGUGGCAGGUUGUUUUGUGACACACAGUGGGUAUGGGGUAAUGGGUUAACACAGGGAAGUGAUGUGGGGGUUAUGUUGUGACACAGUGUGUAACGGACCGUUUUGCACACAAGAGGUUAAAAACCGUUUAAGAGAUAUUCCCCUUCCCUAUAUACAGGCAGCUACUGUAGACACCAAUCCACCGAACCGGAGAAGCAUACGAAUGCUCUGAAACAUAUGAAUGCUGUAAACAGCUGAAUAAGAAAAACCACACGAACAGUUUACACUCCUAGCAAUCAGUCUGAAACAGCAUACAAUCCAAUUCCCCCAAUAACUAGAUGACACUUCGUUUGAGGGUCAAGCUGAACUGAUUUACUGGGGCUACCUGCCCGGCUUUUAUGCAGAUCUCCCACCUGGUGGACACUCCCCUAGGGGACCAGAUGGGAAACUGGACACAAAGGGUAAAAGUACCAAUCACAAGCUUACACAUUUAAACAGAUCCCACAAUGCAUUGCAAUCCCUCCUCUCUGUCCUGGAGAUAAUUGGGAAGUAAUCCAAUUAUCUACAAGGACAGAGGCAAAACUCCAUCAGCCACAUGUUAGUAAAAAGACAUAAAAUAACACAGUGUUACAAUUACUACAUAAAACAUAGACAUUCUACAUAUCCCCAGAUAGCUUAGAUCUGAGCGCACAUUAUUACCGAAUGGCGCUCAGAUCACAUACAUACAGUUCAAUCGCCAUGGAGCCAGUCUUUCCCAUAGUCUUUCGGUAUACAAAUGGGCUUAGCUAUCUGGGGUAACACUGCUCACAUAGGGAAAAUAAAAGGUUUUUAAUGCAGGGCCAUAGUCCAGCGGCAAGAGGUGGGAAACCAGGCUCCUCCAGUGGCCAGUGGCGAGGUUGGUUCCGCCACACAGUGGGUGGGGGGCAGGGCCGGAUUAACAAAAAAAUUUUUUUUUUACAUUUUUUUUUUCACACACUACUCUUAGGGAUUCCACCUGGCUUUUAUUUUAUUGGCACAGCUAGUAUUUGAGGCUGCCUGGCUGGUGCCAAUAUUGCAGUGAUACUGGCAAUAUAAAUGCUGGUAUUUUUCUAAGUAUAAAUGGAAAUUACUAUGCAAUACCAGCACUGGCCAGUAGGGGUCGCUGCAUGUGGAGACAGGCAGGUAUAGGAAGUUCCAGCAUAUCCCUCCCUGCCUAUCUAUACUCACUGAUCUGCAGGGGUGCAGCUACAGAGAGUCCAGACAGCAACUCCCACCCUGCAGAGACAACCUACAGCUCAGGGAAGUAAGGGAUGGGGGAAAAGGCUGCAAGGAGACAUACACUGAGACACUAAGGGACAUUGGGAGACAUUAUGGCAGACACUGAGACACUAAGGGACAUUGGGAGACAUUAUGACACAGACACAUGGGGACACAGUGUCCCCAUGUCUCCCAGCCAGUGUCCCUGGUGUCUCAGUGCCUCUAGUCUUCCAGUGACCCCUAGUCUCCCAGUGCCCCCAGUCUGCCAGUGUCUCACUGUCCCCAUGUCUCCUAGUGCCUCCAUGUCUCUCAGUGCCUCAAGUGUCACAAUGUCACCAAGCUAGUGUCCCUAGUGUCUGUGGCCCUGGUGUCUGUGUCCCCAUGUCUCCCAGUGCCCCCAUGUCUCAAUGUCCCCAUGUCCCCAUGUCCCCCAGCCAGUGUCUCUAGUAUCUUUGUCCCUGGUGUCUGUGUCCCCAUGUCUUCAAGUGUCCCCUAUUUUCCCAUUGUCCCCAUGUGUCCCAGCCAGAGUCCCCUAGUCUCCCAGUGUCACUGGUGUCUCUAGGUCUCCCCGUGUCCCCAGGUCUCCCCGUCUUCCUAGUGUCCUAGUGACAUGGGGACCCUGGGAUACAUGAGGACACAGGGAGACAUAGGGCAUUGAGACACUGAUACAUAGGAUCACUGGGAGACCUGGGGACACGACACUUAGGGACACUGGGAGACAUGGGGCACUGAGACACUGAUACAUAGGAACACUGAGGACUGGAGUAAUCGACAUAUGGGGGCACUGGGAGGAAUCCAUCUUUACAGCAGAUUUAAACUAAAUAGUUUUUUGGUGAUUUUACAGCAUUUUCUCUUAUGUCACUCCUUGUGAUUUACAUCAUGUGAUGUCACCCACACAUAAAUUAGUAAGGCCGGUAUGUUUUUCCAAGAAAGGUGGCAACCCUAACUACUUUUCACAUACUCUUACUUAAGUAUGGAAACUUAAGAGGGAUGUAAACUUGUGUGGACUAGCUGACAAUGAAUAUAGUUAAAGGGACACUAUAGUCAGCAGAACAACUACAGCUUAUUGAAUUUGUUCUGGUGAGUAGAAUCAUUACCAUCAGGCUGUUUGCUGUAAGCAUGGUCUUUUCAGAGAAAAUGCUGUGUUUACAUUACAUCCUAGUGAUAACUUCACUGGCCACUCCUUAGGUGACUGUUAGAGAUCCUUCCUGGGUCAUGGCUGCCUAAAAUGCAUCCAAGCAUUCAGUGUCUCCUCCCUCUGCAUGUAGACACUGAACUUUCCUCAUAGAGAUUCAUUAAUUAAAUUCAUCUAUAUAAGGAGAUGCUGAUUGGCCAGGGCUGUGUUUGAAUCAUGCUGGCUCUGCCCCUGAUCUGCCUCUUUGUCAGUCUCAGCCAAUCCUAUGGGGAAGCACUGGGAUUGGAUCAGGCCACCACUUCUAAUGAUGCCAGCAGACUGCUUGUUUUUAUGAGUCUAACAGCAUGCAGAGUUAAAGCUUCAGGCUUGAAUAUAGUAGGAUUUUGCUAUAUUUAUGGAGGCAUGAGGGGCCCAGGGGGGCUAGAUGGUGGUGUUAACACUAUAGGGUCAUGAAUUCAUGCUUGUGGUAAUGCUGACUUUGGUCUCUCUAACACGGUGGCAUGUUCCCUUUCUUCUACACUCACUACAUACAGCUUUUCUCUGUCCCGGACCAUAUACCAGGAGCUUCUGCCUGCUAGUAAGAAGGUAAGGAGACAAGUGGACCAGUGAGUGCUAGGGGACAGUCCUUAGAAAGCGUUGAGUGAGCGCAUCAUUAGAUGCAUUUAUGCCAAGCUCAGGGUGCUGUCUGCAUAGUAUGCCCUUAGUUGGCCAGCUGCAUGAUUGGCAGGCAGCCUGACAUGCCAGCCACUGGUCUUCUAAUUCUUUGAGCAGACAUGUCCUCUUUUUGGGCAUGUUCGCCCCUUUUGGCAGGUUAUGUGAUUUGUGUCAGUGGCACACCCUUUUACCAUGCCCAUUGACUUCCUACUUGACUGGACACUGCUGUUAGGGGUUAUGGAUUUACUUGAAAGAUGAAAACAUAAAUUAGUGAGAGAUUAGCCUAGGGUAUGUGUUUUCUUAUAGCUGCUGUUUUCUUUCGCUCCAGCACCAUCUCCAUCAGAUACAUGAUGCUUGGGAGUGUUUUACUGUUUUGGGUCGAUAUGAUUCUGUAAUUAGGCCCGUCAUAAUUGUCAGCACCAGGCCCACUGGGCUCUUAAUCUGGCCCUGGUGGGGGGUAAUGGGUUAACAUAGAUAAGGGAUGUGGAGGUUAUGUUGUGACACACAGUGGGUGGGGGGGUAAUGGGUUAGCACAGACAAGGGAUGUGGGGGUUAUGUUGUGACACAGUGGAUGGGGGUAAUGGGGUGACAAACAAGGAAUGUGGGGGCUUUUGGAUGACACACAGUGCAUGGGGAGUAAUGGGGUGACAGACAAGGGAUGUGGGGGUUAUGGGGUGACACACAGUGUAUGUGGGGUAAAGGGUUAACAUAGACAAGAGAUGUGGGGUUUAUGUUGUGACCCAGUGGAUGGGAGUAAUGGGGUGACAGACAAGGAAUGUGGGGGCUAUUGGGUGACACACAGUGUAUGGGGGUUAAUGGGGUGACAGACAAGGGAUGUGGGGGCUAUUGGGUGACACACAGUGUAUGGGGGGUAAAGGGUUAACACAGACAAGGGAUGUGGGGGGUUAUGUUGUGACACACAGUGGGUGGGGGGUAAUGGGUUAGCACAGACAAGGGAUGUGGGGGUUAUGUUGUGACACAGUGGAUGGGGGUAAUGGGGUGACAGACAAGGGAUGUGGGGUUAUGGGGUGACACACAGUGGAUGAGGGGUUUUGGGGUGACAACCAAAAGGAUUAUGUUUUUGUGGGCUGGAGCGUGGAGACUUUGACAGACUAUGGUUUUUGAUGGUUGUUCCACUUAAAUCCAAGUAUAUGUAUUAGGCCUCAGACAAUAUCUGGAGGAUAAUUAUGUAUUUUCAUACCAGAUCUUCUCAUGUUUCACUCAGUUUAUGACGUUUUAUCUUCUGCUAGAUAAUACCACUUGUAACUAGGUUGUUAUGGUGAUGUCUUCCCAGAAAUGAUUUGUACACACCAUUAUGUGAUUCCUCAUACACACAUUAUAUCAGUCCCAUAUAUUGAGGGUGUGUCUUUACAACACCUCACAUAUAGAGAUAAUAUCAGGCACAUAUACCGAGGCUGUACAUCAUACAGAGAUUUUAUCAAUUAUACACACUGAGUCUAUGUGUCCACACCAUUACAUAUACUAAAUCAGUCAGAUAUACUGUGACUGUGUUUUAAGAGCACCUCCUACACAGAUAUGAUAUAACACACAUUUACUGUAGCUGUGACUUAACAGCACCCCAUAAAUAGAGCUUAUUUUGGACAUACCGGUAUAUACUUAUUUUCUUCUCAUCAGCCCAUACACUGACAUUAUAUAAAUCACAUAUACCAAGUCUGUGUCUUCCCACUAACUCGUACAUAGGGCAUACACUGGACACAUAUACCGAGGAUGUCUUCCCACUGGAGACAUAUACCGAGGCUGUGUCUUUACACUAACACAUACAUAGGGCAUAUACUGUACAAAUAUACAGAGGCUGUGUCUUUCCACUAACUCGUACAUAGGGCAUAUACUGUACAAAUAUACAGAGACUGUGUCUUCCCACUAACUCGUACAUAGGGCAUACACUGGACACAUAUACCGAGGCUGUGUUUUUACACUAACCCAUACAUAGGGCAUAUACUGUACAAAUAUACAGAGGCUGUGUCUUCCCACUAACUCGUACAUAGGGUAUAUACUGGACACAUAUACCGAGGCUGUGUCUUCCCACUGAGGCUGUGUCUUCCCACUAACUCGUACAUAGGGCAUAUACUGGACACAUAUACCGAGGCUGUGUCUUUCCACUAACCCAUACAUAGGGCAUAUACUGUACAAAUAUACAGAGGAUGUGUCUUCCCACUAACUCGUACAUAGAGCAUAUACUGAACACGUAUACUGAGGCUGUGUCUUCCCACUAACUCAUACAUAGGGCAUAUACUGAACACAUAUACUAAGGCUUUGUCUUCCCACUAACUCGUACAUAGAGCAUAUACUAGACACAUAUACUGAGGCUGUGUCUUCCCAUUAACUCAUACAUAGGGCAUAUACUGGACACGUAUACUGAGGCUGUCUUCCCACUAACUCGUACAUAGGGCAUAUACUGGACACAUAUACUGAGGCUGUGUCUUCCCACUAACUCGUACAUAGGGCAUAUACUGGACACAUAUACGAGGCUGUGUCUUUCCACUAACUCAUACAUAGGGCAUAUACUGGACACAUAUACUGAGGCUGUGUCUUUCCACUAACUCAUACAUAGGGCAUAUACUGGACACAUAUACUGAGGCUGUGUCUUUCCACUAACUCAUACAUAGGGCAUAUACUGGACACAUAUACGAGGCUGUGUCUUCCCACUAACUCAUACAUAGGGCAAAUACUGGACACAUAUACUGAGGCUGUGUCUUUCCACUAACUCAUACAUAGGGCAUAUACUGGACACAUAUACGAGGCUGUGUCUUUCCACUAACUCAUACAUAGGGCAUAUACUGGACACAUAUACCGAGGCUGUGUCUUUCCACUAACCCAUACAUAGGGCAAAUACUGGACACAUAUACUGAGGCUGUGUCUUUCCACUAACUCAUACAUAGGGCAUAUACUGUACAAAUAUACAGAGGCUGUGUCUUCCCACUAACUCGUACAUAGGGUAUAUACUGGACACAUAUACCGAGGCUGUGUCUUCCCACUGAGGCUGUGUCUUCCCACUAACUCGUACAUAGGGCAUAUACUGGACACAUAUACCGAGGCUGUGUCUUUCCACUAACCCAUACAUAGGGCAUAUACUGUACAAAUAUACAGAGGAUGUGUCUUCCCACUAACUCGUACAUAGAGCAUAUACUGAACACGUAUACUGAGGCUGUGUCUUCCCACUAACUCAUACAUAGGGCAUAUACUGAACACAUAUACUAAGGCUUUGUCUUCCCACUAACUCGUACAUAGAGCAUAUACUAGACACAUAUACUGAGGCUGUGUCUUCCCAACUUAACUCAUACAUAGGGCAUAUACUGGACACAUAUACUGAGGCUGUCUUCCCACUAACUCGUACAUAGGGACACAUAUACUGGCUGUGUCUUCCCACUCAUACAUAGGGCAUAUACAUAGGGCAAAUACUGGACACAUAUACUGAGGCUGUGUCUUUCCACUAACUCAUACAUAGGGCAUAUACUGGACACAUAUACGAGGCUGUGUCUUUCCACUAACUCAUACAUAGGGCAUAUACUGGACACAUAUACCGAGGCUGUGUCUUUCCACUAACCCAUACAUAGGGCAAAUACUGGACACAUAUACUGAGGCUGUGUCUUUCCACUAACUCAUACAUAGGGCAUAUACUGUACAAAUAUACAGAGGCUGUGUCUUCCCACUAACUCGUACAUAGGGUAUAUACUGGACACAUAUACCGAGGCUGUGUCUUCCCACUGAGGCUGUGUCUUCCCACUAACUCGUACAUAGGGCAUAUACUGGACACAUAUACCGAGGCUGUGUCUUUCCACUAACCCAUACAUAGGGCAUAUACUGUACAAAUAUACAGAGGAUGUGUCUUCCCACUAACUCGUACAUAGAGCAUAUACUGAACACGUAUACUGAGGCUGUGUCUUCCCACUAACUCAUACAUAGGGCAUAUACUGAACACAUAUACUAAGGCUUUGUCUUCCCACUAACUCGUACAUAGAGCAUAUACUAGACACAUAUACUGAGGCUGUGUCUUCCCAUUAACUCAUACAUAGGGCAUAUACUGGACACGUAUACUGAGGCUGUCUUCCCACUAACUCGUACAUAGGGCAUAUACUGGACACAUAUACUGAGGCUGUGUCUUCCCACUAACUCGUACAUAGGGCAUAUACUGGACACAUAUACGAGGCUGUGUCUUUCCACUAACUCAUACAUAGGGCAUAUACUGGACACAUAUACUGAGGCUGUGUCUUUCCACUAACUCAUACAUAGGGCAUAUACUGGACACAUAUACUGAGGCUGUGUCUUUCCACUAACUCAUACAUAGGGCAUAUACUGGACACAUAUACGAGGCUGUGUCUUCCCACUAACUCAUACAUAGGGCAAAUACUGGACACAUAUACUGAGGCUGUGUCUUUCCACUAACUCAUACAUAGGGCAUAUACUGGACACAUAUACGAGGCUGUGUCUUUCCACUAACUCAUACAUAGGGCAUAUACUGGACACAUAUACUGAGGCUGUGUCUUUCCACUAACCCAUACAUAGGGCAUAUACUGGACACAUAUACUGAGGCUGUGUCUUUCCACUAACUCAUACAUAGGGCAUAUACUGGACACAUAUACUGAGGCUGUGUCUUCCCACUAACUCAUACAUAGGGCAUAUACUGAACACAUAUACUGAGGCUGUGUCUUUCCACUAACUCAUACAUAGGGCAUAUACUGGACACAUAUACUGAGGCUGUGUCUUCCCACUGAGGCUGUGUCUUUCCACUAACUCAUACAUAGGGCUUAUACUGGACACAUAUACUGAGGCUGUGUCUUCCCAAUAACUCAUACAUAGGGCAUAUAUAUAAUGCUUUGACUACGUACUUUACAUAUUAAUUAUUUUAUACUGUGUGUCUUUGCAGCCUAUUGAUUCGAAGCAAAUCUACAGCCAAGCAACAUAUGGACGUAUCACAGUGGAUGAGGAGAAAGAUCUUGCCAAGAUGCAAUCUAUAACACUGUUCAUGUUACUGCCGGCAUAUUGUGCAAGAAGACCCAUGACAACACCUGCUGCCUAUAUAAGAUCACCCUCUAACAAACAUUCUGUAUUCCAAGUAUCAUCCAUAAUCAGAUCUUGGAGCCAACAGCUUAGAACAAAUAAAUCUGGUCCAAGCUACGUAUCUGAGAAGAACAGUCCUGUCGUACCCAGAAAAACUCAAGCUGUUGGCCUUUGCAUUUUCAAAGGAUAAUAUCAUUUUAUACUGACACAUAUAAUAACAAUUGAUUCUCCUACACAUUAUUUAUAUAAAUCACCAGACAGCAGUUUGGAAAAAAGUGAAAUUGGGUUUCAAACAAGGUUAGAUUGCAAGCUCCGCUGGGCAGGGUCUUGCGUACAAAGCGCAUAGUGUGGAUUAUGUACAUUUGUGGCUACAAGAGAGCAAACACAUUGUCAAUGCUUUAUGAAAUCCACAGAUGAGCAUUUAAAUUGUAUUAUAAUCAAGAACAGCUAGGUACUAAGAAUGCCACAUUUUCUGGAAAAGAAUGAAACAAACUCAACUAUAUUUUUAGCAAUGGGGCUUUAUUCCCCAAGUGGCAUUUACAAUGGGCUUUUGGAAAAUAAUCAGCCUGUUCUGGCAACUCAUUCAAAGACUGGAGGCUAUUGACCUAGAAAGAAAAUACCUUGACCUACAAAACAUUUAUAUUUAUUGCCUCGAGUGCCAAUCAUUUUUAUUCUCACACCCAAAUGGAGCUG
This is a messenger RNA of Pelobates cultripes (western spadefoot toad), 10844 nucleotides long. The record is from the annotation of a GenBank genome assembly. Lineage: Eukaryota; Metazoa; Chordata; Amphibia; Anura; Pelobatidae.